Molecule: messenger RNA, 955 nt
Organism: Brassica oleracea var. oleracea
Lineage: Eukaryota; Viridiplantae; Streptophyta; Magnoliopsida; Brassicales; Brassicaceae
Exons: 2
Coding region: 184-948 (254 amino acids)
Source: RefSeq, a predicted model, not a curated record
UCUCUUAUAAGUACAAACGGAAAAUUUGAUUUGAGAAUGACCAAUUCGAAAUCAUAAGAAGUUAUUAACCUUUAGCUUUAUUGGUUGAGCAUUGGUUCAAUAACUAAAAAGAUCAAACUAUGCGGAAAUAGGAAGACACAAAGUCACACAACUCAGACAGAGAAAAGUUCAGGAAGUUUCAAAAUGGGAUUGUUCUCAAACAAAAUCUCCAGAGAAGAAGUGAAGCCUGGAGAUCACAUCUACUCAUGGCGUACUGCCUACGUCUACGCUCACCACGGAAUCUACGUAGGCGAUAACAAAGUCAUACAUUUCACUCGUGGAGGUGGUCGACAAACUGAAACCGGGACCUUUUUGGACAAGUUGGUCGUUAGUUCAUCUCCUAAUUAUCCUCAGUGUCUGGUCUGCAAAGAUCAUUCCAGCUUCAACGGUGACAAGGUCAUUACCUCUUGUCUUGAUUGCUUUCUUGCUGGAGGAAAUCUCUACCUCUUUAAAUACAAUGUUUCUAGGUCUUCCUUUCUUGCCAAACCUAGAGGUGGUACUUGCACAUUAGCACCUUCAGAUCCUCCUGAGGAUGUUCUUGUCCGUGCAAAUUUCCAAUUACAUAUGGAUGGGUGGUUUGGUGAUUAUGACGUCACAGAAAACAAUUGUGAAGAUUUUGCUAUCUACUGUAAAACUGGUUUACUGGUCUGCAAGAAGAAUAGAUUUGGAACCAGUGGUCAAGUCAAUGCCGCUGCUGCAGCUUCGCUUGCUUUAGCCUUGCAUGCCUGUGGGUUAACUAUGCUCGGAGUUGGUGUGUACUGUUACGGUCGCGUUGCUAGUGACGUAAGUAGGAAUGGUGAUGUUAUCAAGGUCCCUGCGAAGAAGCUCGUUUCCAUAUUGGAAUCGGAUCGUACUUCACCAAGAGAAGGCUGGUUGAGCAUUGCCGGUCCCAAGUUUAGGGGUGAAUGAUGAUGUU